CACGGUUGUGAGUAUUAAGUAUUGUCAUUCUCAAAAAUGACAAUGGGUCAUUUGUUUCGUUCUUUGAUUAUCAUCUGCUUGGCUAUUCAGCUUUGUAAUGGAACAUGUUACUGGAGCAAACCAAAACAUAAAAGGGUAUCUAUCAAAUCAUGCUCAACUAGUAGUUCUUUUUCAACUACUGUUAAAAAUUCAUCGAAAUUCAAUGCUUUAAAUUCAAAGAAUAAAAUUGAAGAACUUGAAAAAGAUCUUGAAAAAAUUAAAAAAAACUCUUUAGAAGACAGCAGCGAAUACAAUGAUGAAAGUUGUGAAGACUUAAAUUACAGAGAUAUUCAGUCAACACGAAAACUACAAAGCUCUAUGCAAAGUCGUACUCUUUCAAAAAAAAUUAAGAAAACAUUUAAGAAAACGGCUAAAAAGAUCUUAAGAAAAAAAAUUAUUCCUUUAAUUGCGAACAAAGUUAUUGAGUCUGCUACGACAAGAUCUAUUAAUAACGGCUUUCAACAAUCAUUACAGAAAAAUCUGCAAAGUAGUAGUGCAACAAUUACGUGGGGAACAAGGACCGUGGGUGUUAACGGAAACAUAUUUUUGUCUAUACCAAAAGGAUACGUGGCAAACACAGUGUCAACCACAACAACUAGUUUAUUAACUGAACAAGAAGCUAUUCAAUUAGGACUCUUGAGUAAUACAUUAAUAAGUGGAAGUCAAACAUAUUCGUCUUAUCAAAAUGGUAGACAAUUCAGUACAUCUGGUAGCAGUACUAGUAGAUCUAUCAAUAGCCAAAUGUCUCAAGUCCAAAACAAUGAAAAUGGAUAUUAUUUAAAUAAUAAUUCACAGGAUACCGUAAGGUCAAACGGUUUAAAAAGUAUUAAUGAAAAUUCACAACAGUAUAGCAAAUACACAUCAGAAUAUAAUGAUAUGAGUAAUAAUAAUCAACAAUAUAAUGAUAGACAAGAUAUGGAUAAUUUGUAUCGAUUAAAAAAAACUAAUUCAUUGCAACGUAAAAUUGAUCAACUUAAAACAUCAAAUACUAUUGAAAAUACCAAUGAAGUCAAUCAUAAAAAUAAUAUAAUAAUUAAUGAUAUAGAAAAUAACCAAAAAACAGGUACUAGAAAUGUCAAAAUUUCCGAACAAAAUGAAUUUACAUCAAAUAAUAAGAAUCAAAUAAACAGUAAUACAAAUAACUUAAGUAAAACAGCUGAGUCGAAAAAUAUGGAAAAAUAUAGCACUUCUUAUAGACGUGAUAUUAAUAAAUUAGAUGAAUCAGAUGAAUCAAAAUCUUCCAAAGACGAUAAUAGUGACGAAAAUGAUAAGUUAACAUCAAUUAUUAAAGAAACUGUAGAUAAUGAAAAUAACUAUGAAAAUAAUAAAAUCGUGAAUAAUGAUAAUAAAAAUGAUAAAUCUGUUGACAAUGAUGAUAGUGAAGAAGAAGAAGAAGAAUCGGAAGACGAAGUAUCAGUGUAUGAAUAUUUGAAUACAUAUCAGAAGUUCAGAUUUGAUAGUGGUCUUAAUGCAGUUGGUAUAAUAGGAGAAGUCUUAAAUCAAUUAGAUUAUCAACGUUUUAAACUUAUGGAUGAUAUUAUAUAUCCACAAGACUCUACGCGUUAUGUCAUAAACGAUGAAACGUUCGAUUUUAUCAUAGUUGGUGGUGGUAAUGCGGGAUGCGUUCUAGCGAAUAGACUAUCUGAAAAUAUCAAAUGGAAAAUAUUAUUAAUUGAAGCAGGUGGAGACCCCUUCCCUGUAACUCAAAUUCCUAAUUUAUGGGAUAGGACAUUAAACAGUGUUGCAGACUGGCAAUACAAAAUACAACCAGAUUAUACAACUGGAUUUGGAAUUACAGGUUAUAUGAAGCUAAAUAAAGGAAAAUGUCUAGGAGGAAGUAGUACUACUAGUCCUCAAAUGUAUGUUAGAGGAAGUGAAAAAGUCUAUAAUUUACUUGUUAAAAAAGGUUUGAAGAAUUGGUCAUACAAUACGACGGAGACUUACUUUAAAAACGUUGAAAAAAUCCGUUCGGUUACAAAAACUGUAACAAACACUACUAUUUAUGGAAAAUGUGGACAUAUCCCGGUGACCAAUUUCCGAAAAACUGAAGUGAGCGUUUUGGAAAAAGUUGUAUGUUCUGGUUUUGAACAUAUCGGUUAUAAAAAAGAAAGUGAUAUCAAUGAAAAAGACAUUGAAGUUGGAUUUGUUUCAAUGCAAGGAAUAACUAAGAAUGGCAGGUCUAUAAACACUGCUAAGGCAUAUUUAACCCCAGUUUUCGGACGUGUAAACUUAAAAGUUAUGAAAUACUCUAGAGUUACAAAGGUUUUAGUAGAUAAAACAGCAAUGAAGGCGACCGGAGUUGAAGUACAGACGAAAUUCGGUCAAACUCUUACACUGAAAACCAACAUGGAAGUCUUACUUAGUGCUGGAGCUGUUGGUUCUGCUCAGAUAUUGUUGGCUUCAGGUAUUGGACCUAAAAAACAUUUGUCCGAAAUGGAAGUCCCAGUGGUCAAAGAUUUAAAUGUAGGACAAAAUUUCUUAAUUACUCCAGUGUUUACUGGUUUUGUUAUGUCCUACGAUAAACCAAUAGUAUGCAAUGAAACAGAAGAAGAAACCGCGUUCAAGUAUUUGUCUAGACAUUCAGGACUUUUAAGUAGACCAAACGGUAUGAGCUUUGGUGGAUUCAUAAGAACUAGUUUGUCUGAAUCUUCAUUCGCUGAUAUUGAGGUUCAUCAAUAUUACAUUCCUAAAAAUACUUAUUCAAAAUUAUGUCAACUAAAAUCAAUGUUUGGAUUUAGUGAUACAUUGUUAUCGGUGUAUGCUAAAUUGAAUUACGAACGUGCUAUAUCUAUUUUUACAAUAGCUCUGAUAAACACGAAAAGUACCGGUAAAAUUCUUUUAAGAAGUAAGAACCCAUCGGACAGUCCGAUUAUUGUUGGCAAUAUGUUGACGGAGAAGAAUGAUGUAAAAAGUUUCCUUGAAGCCAUUCAAAUACUAUCCAAAAUUGAAAAAUCUGAUGGGAUGAAGUUAGUAAAUGCAAAGUUAGAAGAUAUUGAUCUUGACGGAUGUGCAAAGCAUAAUAAAAAGACCAAUGAGCACUGGGAAUGCUUACUAAAAUACAUGAUGUCUACAACAUCGAGUACUGCCGGAUCGUGUCGUAUGGGAAUUGAAACUGACAAAAAUGCUGUUGUUGAUAGUGAACUGAACGUGAUUGGUAUUUCUAAUUUACGAGUAAUAGGUCGAUCAGUUAUGCCAAUGAUUACUAGUGCCUACAGUCAUGCUCCUUGUAUCAUGAUCGCUGAAAGAGCGUGUAGUAUGAUAAAAAGUAAAUACAACUAAGAACUAAACUACUCGAUUAAAUAUUGUUUUUAAAAUUUAAAGCAUUGUUGUGUUUACAUUAUUACUAUAUUCAUUAAAAAUAAGUAGGA
Melanaphis sacchari is the source of this 3407-nucleotide messenger RNA. RefSeq lists its product as uncharacterized. The record is from RefSeq and is a predicted model, not a curated record. The transcript is spliced from 2 exons. The coding region runs from base 37 to 3318 and encodes 1093 amino acids. NCBI's taxonomy places the organism in Eukaryota, Metazoa, Arthropoda, Insecta, Hemiptera, Aphididae. Gene Ontology annotation, molecular function: flavin adenine dinucleotide binding; ecdysone oxidase activity.